Exophiala dermatitidis NIH/UT8656 is the source of this 1005-nucleotide messenger RNA. Its product is annotated as N-acetylglucosaminylphosphatidylinositol deacetylase. The coding region runs from base 1 to 1005 and encodes 334 amino acids. The record is from RefSeq and is a predicted model, not a curated record. Gene Ontology annotation, molecular function: N-acetylglucosaminylphosphatidylinositol deacetylase activity. The transcript has a single exon. NCBI's taxonomy places the organism in Eukaryota, Fungi, Ascomycota, Eurotiomycetes, Chaetothyriales, Herpotrichiellaceae. Gene Ontology annotation, cellular component: endoplasmic reticulum. Gene Ontology annotation, biological process: GPI anchor biosynthetic process.
AUGCCAUCAGCGACGGUGGUGACUCUGAUCCUCGCGCCGGUCCUACUGUUCGCGCUAUGGCACGUCACGGCCCACAGCACGCCUCCGGUCCCAGGGUUCCUGCGCAACAAGCGCAUCAUCCUACUGAUAGCGCACCCGGACGAUGAAUCCAUGUUCUUCAGCCCGACGCUACAGGCGCUGACGGACCCGGCCCUCCAAAACCACCUGAAGAUCCUCUGCAUGAGCACAGGCAACAGCGAAGGAAUCGGCGAGACACGCCGGCAAGAGUUGGAAAAGGCCGCGGUGACAUUGGGGGUGCGCCGGCGCGAAGACGUGUUUGUUCUCGACGACGAACGCUUCAAAGAUGGAAUGGACCAGGACUGGAAACCGGAGGAGGUCGCGCGUGUCCUGGCCAGCGCUUUUGCACCGCACUUGAACACCACCCAAACAUCGGAGGAACCACAGCAGGACAAAGAAAAAGAUAAGAGACGUAGCACAGGAAACAAGUCCAAGUCCUCGAAACAACAACAACAACAAGACACCCAAAAACAAUUACCGCAAAGUCAAACUACAGGCCCCCAGGCCUCAAUCGACGUCCUCAUCACAUUCGACAAACACGGCAUCUCAGGCCAUCCGAACCACAAGUCUUUAUACCAUGGUGCAACGCUGUUCAUCAAACAGAUCAUGAAAGGUCACAGCGGCUACGCCUGCCCCGUGACCCUGUAUACGCUGCCCUCGAUCAAUAUAUUGCGUAAAUACGGUUUCGUUCUCGACACCAUCCCCACCUUACUGGCCGGCGUGUACGGCACCAUGUUUGCCAAUGUCAAGGGCACUCGAGGCGCGGGAACCCGCGAAGGUGCCGAUAGGGUGGUCUUUGUCAAUGACCUGAAACGCUACUGGAAGGCAAGGGAGGCCAUGACCGAUGGACACCAGAGUCAAAUGGUCUGGUUCCGCUGGGGCUGGAUCGCCCUCGGCCGAUACAUGUACGUCAACGAUUUGCGCUCAGAAAAGGUCAUUCCAAUAUGA